This is a messenger RNA of Mobula hypostoma (lesser devil ray), 3812 nucleotides long. Its product is annotated as interferon-gamma-inducible GTPase 10-like. Gene Ontology annotation, molecular function: GTP binding; GTPase activity. Lineage: Eukaryota; Metazoa; Chordata; Chondrichthyes; Myliobatiformes; Myliobatidae. The record is from RefSeq and is a predicted model, not a curated record. Gene Ontology annotation, cellular component: membrane.
CACAAAUCGCAACUGACUGCUGAUCAAAGCGGACCUUCACUGACGGAGCCUCCUUGAUCAAAGAUCCAGUGCAGUAAACAGGUGGGAGAGACUGAGAUGUCGUCAUUCUUCACACAGGAAGAACGGAGCAAAAUAAAGUCUGAUUUUGAAACGGGUGGGGUGGAAAAAGUUCAACAACUGAUAGAGCAGAAAGUAACUGAUCUGGACAAAAGUGAACUUAACAUCGCAGUGACGGGAGAGUCAGGUACAGGAAAAUCCAGCUUUAUCAAUGCCAUGAGAGGACUUCGGAGCACUGAUCCGGGAGCAGCUGAAGUUGGGACUACAGAAACAACAAAGUUGCCAAUCGGGUACUCACAUCCCACUCUGCCCAGUGUUCGCUAUUGGGAUCUGCCAGGGAUGGGAACUACUAAUUUUCAACAGCAGAAAAAUCUCAGAAAAAUGGAAUUUAAAAAAUAUGAUUUCUUUAUCAUAAUCUCCAAUUGUCGAUUCAAAGAAAAUGAUGUAAAACUUGCCAAAGAGAUUGAACGACGGGGGAAAAUGUUCUAUUUUGUCCGCUCUAAGAUUGAUGAUGAUCUUAAUUCCAUGAAGAAACAGAAAAAAGUUAUUAAUGGAGAAGAAGAGCUGGAAAAGAUUUGGAGUGACACUGUCAGGAGGUUGGCACAGGCAGGGUUUCCAGAAUCAUCUGUGUUUCUGAUAUCCAGUUUAGAGCUGUUUGAAUUUGAUUUUACUCAGUUAAAUAAAGGACUGGAAGAUGAUCUAAAUAAUGUAAAAAGAAUCUUUGUCCUGGCCCUUCCAAAUCUAAGUGUGGAGAUAGUUCAGAGAAAAUAUGAGAUUCUGAAAAAACAUAUCUGGAUGUUUGCAACACUCUCUGGGGGCAUGGGAGCAGUCCCAGUUCCCGGCUUCUCUCUCGCUUGUGAUAUCAGUAUAUUGAUUGGAGCCAUUGUCCACUUCCGGAAAUGCCUGGGUCUGGAUGAUGCUUCUCUUCAAAGACUGGCCAACAGAGCAGGAAAACCUGUGGAAGAGCUGAAGGCGACAGUAAAACCUCCAUUGCUGGGGGAAAUAACCGCAGAUGCAAUCUUGAGGUUAGGUUGGGGUACUUUGGCUGUUACCGUUUCAGCCGUGGAAUUCACCCUCAACUUUGUCCCAGUCAUCGGUAGCAUUUUUGGAGCAGGCUCAUCAUUUCUCAUGACGUACAAGAUACUGAGAGCUGCACUGAAGGAUCUUACGGAGAAUGCAGAGAGGGUGGUGAGCAUUGCCUUUAAAACUGAUUAACUGGGCUGUACAAACAUCUACCCAGUCAGUUUAUAUCCUGCUGUGGUUAAUAAUUUAACGUUACCUAACACCAAAUCCUGAUGUAAUUCUACUCAAUAAUGUUCACUUCUAUGGCAUUGGUUCCUAGAAAUAUUUCUUAGCCAUUACUGAAGCGGGUUGGGAGGGGUUUUCCAAUCUGCAGCCUUUGGAAAACCAGUGCAAGAUUAAUAGAGUGUUAUUCUAUGAAAUAAACUUUAAAAUUAAGCUAUAUCUGCCUUCAGAAGUGUACAUUCAGGAUGUACCUGAUAAACAUUGACCUAUAGAAGCCACAACUGUGUGGGGUGCCAAGCAAUAAUCAGCAGCACCUUGCAUUAUUCAACCAAUUACUUGGUUAAAAAUAAAACUGCAUUGGCAAAGUGAUAACUAUUACUUGUGUGCAGAGUAUGAAUGUCUGUAUCAAGUAAGACAUUGUAAACAAUGGGCUGAAAAAUCAAGUGCUACCCCAACCAUCUGAUGUUAACUAUCAGGAAGAAUAUCACAGGCAGUGUUUAGUUCUUGCUGACCUGCACAGUUUCACUUAUCUUCAAGAGAGCCUCUGAAUAAUUUAUAAAAAAAACACCAUUAGAGAAUUUGGCCCAAAGCUCAGAGCAAAGUCCAGGAUUAAUGAAGCCUUGCACAUUUAGAUCUUACUUAAAAUAGUCAAACAGUUGUCGAUAAUUCUCCCUUCUGCAGGUUCUGUGAGUUUGGCAUGAACACUUAACCAUACAGCACAGCAAGUUAAAAUUAUUCUAAGUCGUGUAUUCAUACUUGUUAAUAAAUCACAAUUCAAAAAGAAAGGAAUAAUACAAAAUAUUUCAGGACAACUGAAUAUGUUACCUGUAAUUGAAAUAAACGUAAAACUUUACAUCUCAAUUGGAACUGUAAAUUAAGCUCAGGUAAUAUCCUUUUCAACUCUGUUUGAGCUUAACUAAUCCUUUAUGAUCACUUGGAGUAAACUGCUCUUGAUGAUACCAGUGCUGUGUCACAUCUAAUAUCUCAAACUAUUCCAAUCCAUUUCCAAAAUGAAACUCACUCCUGUAAUUGAUUCAAAACAAGCCAUUUGUGAUUCUGCAUUACAUUCAGUCUAUCUCACUGUGUCCAGUAUUAGUGAAUUUAAUUAUAUCUCAUCAUCAACAUAGGCUGGAUUCUUUUUGUCAGUUGAAAACUGAGCACUGAAAAGGUCUUGCCCUAUUAAAUGCUUAUUUGUCAUGACUGUUCUGUGGCAUUCAUCCCAUAGAAACUCUAUGAUAAACAGAUUAAUAAAUCAUUUUGCUUCUAUCUUCAUGGACUCCCUUGCCCACCUGGUGAAAAAUAAGAGAAAAUUCCAUAGUUGCUCGAAAACUAAAAUGAAAACCAACUGAUGGAAAUACUCAGCAAAUCAGGCAGCAACUAAGAAGAGAGGAGGAAAUUUCAUGAUCCAAGUCAAUUCUCUUCAUUUGAAACUGCAUCAAAAGUUCUGUCAAACAUUCGAAAGACUCCUUCUUGUAUAGCAGAUGGACACAGAAUCAACUUCAGUGCAGAGUGUGAAACUGAGGGAAAUACUCAUCAAAUCAUGCAGCACUAAGCAGAGAGAAGGAAAUUUCAUGAUCCAAGACAAUUCUCUUCAUUUGAAACUGCAUCAAAAGUUUCCUCAAACAUUCCAAUGAUUCCUCCUUGUCUAGCAGAUGGACACAGAAUCGACUUCAGUGCAGAGUGUGAAAUAACGUUGUCUUUGUUUGGCUACAAUCACUAAAACAUCACAAAAUAUUGUGGAAGCAAUGUAAGAAUACACAGUAAAGCAUUGAAUUGUGUGAAGUAAACUCAAUUACUUUAAAUCUUGGCAAUUAAUUCAAUGCUCUGCUGCAUUAAUGAUUCUUUAGUUUGUGUGAGGAAGAUGGGUCAAUAUAACUGAAGUAAACAGUAGACAUUAUGAUAUUGAUAUUAUGGAGUGAGCAUUGAGUGCUCCCAUGCUUUCUUCCCUGGACUUCAGAAUUCAGAGGAAGUAACCAGUCUCUCGUGGAAAUGUCAUGGCACCUGCUUUACGCAAUCAUCAUCAAAGUGGCUGUAAUCUGGAAUGGUAACAUCAAAAGCACAAGAGAUCCUGCAGAUAUUGGAAAUCCAGAGUAACACACACAGAAUGCUGCAGGAACUCAGCAGGUCAGGCACCACCUAUGGAGGGGAAUAAUCUGUUGAUAGUUAUUUGACUUCAUCAGAUUGUGAUGAACGGCCAUAAACCAGAACAUCAACUGUUUAUCUCUCUUCAUAAAUACUGCCUGAAUUAUUGAGUUCCUCCUGAAUUGUGUGGGUUACAGUACGCUACACUGCCAAAGGAGAGAAAAAUGAUCUGGAAGAAGCCAUGUUCAGAAGGCAGUAACUUGUGGGAACAUCGUGCACCAGCACACUUGAACUAUUCUACUUAUUUACAGAUUUGAACAUUUGAUUGGUUAGUGUUGUCAUGUACUUUCUUCUUUAAUUAAUCUACUAAGUUACAAACAUGUGUAUUAUUGGUUCAUAACUGUUCCCCUGACACAAAUUUACAUGAU